Molecule: messenger RNA, 4914 nt
Organism: Acanthopagrus latus (yellowfin seabream)
Lineage: Eukaryota; Metazoa; Chordata; Actinopteri; Spariformes; Sparidae
Product: serine-aspartate repeat-containing protein I
Exons: 12
Coding region: 218-1465 (415 amino acids)
Biological process (GO): homotypic cell-cell adhesion; T cell extravasation; positive regulation of neutrophil extravasation
Source: RefSeq, a predicted model, not a curated record
ACAAAAGGAGAGGGACCGAGCGGAGCAUCUGAGCAGCACCUUGGAGACGCCACCGGUUUGAGAUCCCGACGCGCAGAGAACGCACCGGCACACCGACGCACACGCCCUCCAGAUCCACCUGAAAGAACCCGCCGCGCGCCGGUUAAUUGUCCUGUCUGGAGGCCGAGAGAAGGGAGACUGAGCCCCGGUUCAAUCGCAGCCAGAACACCGUGUUCCCAUGAUGUCAUACCUGUGGAUUCUGCUAUUAGGAAGCCUGCUGGCUACGAGCGCCAAGGCACAAGAUGACGCAGCCGCAACAGACGACGCAGCCGCAACAGACGACGCAGCCGCAACAGACGACGCAGCCCCAGCAUCGGAUGACGCAGCCCCAGAAUCGGAUGACGCAGCCCCAGAAUCGGAUGAUGCAGCCCCUGAAGCAGAUGAUACAGCCCCUGAAGCAGAUGAUGCAGCCCCAGAAUCAGAUGAUGCAGCCCCUGAAGCAGAUGAUACAGCCCCUGAAGCAGAUGAUGCAGCCCCAGAAUCAGAUGAUGCAGCCCCUGAAUCAGAUGAUACAGCCCCAGAAUCAGAUGAUGCAACCCCGGCUCCAGAGGAUGCAGCAUCGGACGCCGAUGAGGAAACACCAGCGGGCGGUGAUCCUGAGCCCUCUGCUGAACCAGAUGCUGUGGAUGGAGACACAGAAGCUGAGACGCCAGCGCCCGCAGACCCAGAACCAGAACCAGAGGAUACCGCAGCCGAAGAGGGAGAACCAGAGGCUACUGAACCCGGGACCUCUGAACCAGAGACUGCCGCAGACGUGGACGCGGAUCAGGAUGCUGCUGCCGACGGGGACGUAGAUGAAGAGCCUUCAGCUGCUCCGGAGGCCACUGAGCCAGAGGCUGAUAAACCAGCAGCUGCCGGAGAGGAGGAACCCACCUCAGACACUGACGCAGCAGCUGCUCCAGAGGAGAGUGGACCAGAUGACAGCACACCACCAGAGAUGGAUCCAGCUGCCGCAGAUGAUACAGAGGAAGUAACUGCACCUGCUGCCGACGCAGAAGACACAGAAGCAGAAACCGCCGAAGAAAAAGUAGACCCAGAUGUUGUUGAGCCUGAAAUUAAAGUGGACUCCGCUCCUGAAUUGAAUGCAGGUGCAGGCUUUGACUUGGGUGAUGCUCUUGAAGUUCCUGCAGCGGACACCCAGCCAGACUCAGGGGACAGCCGCAAUGCUCGGGCACAUGUCGGUGAGGCCAAAGGAUCAGAAGACCAAACUGAAGCCAAAGAGGCUGGCUCCGGCUCUAUAGCAGCCAUCCUGAGCACUAUCGGCGUGGCUGCAGUGGGUGCAGUCGCCGGAUACUUCACCUAUCAGAAGAAGAAACUCUGCUUCAGCAACAGACAGGAAGCCGAUCCAGAAGCUGCACGCAAAGCCGAUGCGGCAAAGGCUGAGGGAGAUCCCCAGGUCCUUAGCAACCUGUUGCCCUCCUCCUAGACCAGCAAUGAUCACAUGACUGCCUGGACCAACUGCAGGCAAGCAGAGUGGCAAUCUCACUGUUCGGCUCGAACUCCUGUAGAGCUAAAUUACUGUGAGGCCCCAGAGUAGGGCUGUGUGUGUGUUUCUGUCUGAUUGAGUGGUCUGUGUGAGCCUGUGUGUGUGUGUGUGUGUGUGUGUGUGUCCGUAUGUUUGUGUGUGCGUAUGUGUGUUUAUCCGUGUGCGUGUGUGUGAGUGUGUGUGUGUGUGCAUAUAUGUGGGGGGAAAAUGAUUUAGAACAGAAAAAGCAAGUAGAUAUAUGUGAACCUUAGGGCUUUUAUGAUUGUCACGACAUAGGAAUUUAUGAAAAUAAUCAGUCAAACUUUGUACUUUAAACCAAAUCUGACAACCUGUUUUAAGAGAUUAAAUCUCACAAUGACGUGUGACCAUGAGAUGGCUAAAUUAUAGAACUACUUUUUUUAAUUUCAUUCGUAUGGCUUCUAUCCAGCUCUAGUAAUUCAGUGUGAAUAUAAACCAGUGACAGAUAUUGAUGUUGUAGACGUUUAACUUUGUACUGAAUUCAUAAGAAUGGAUUUUUUUUUUCCUCUCAUAUCUCGUCAUCCUUUGAGCCACCCCAUAUGAUUUAUGAGUUCCACUGGCAUUGUUUAGUGAAGCGCAUUUGUCCUUUUUUCAUUGUAAUUUUCCUGCAGCGCAAAUGCGGGACAGACGGAUAACAGGGGGUUUCUGUAACUACCACUGUAUUUCCUGGACUCGGGCCGGGACAAAUGUAAACCUAGGGGUUCUGGGGACGCUGUUCCGCGGCCCGAUGCCUGUUCAGUGGGCCGAUUAAUGUCACUGUACGGUUGUGUGUGUUUGUGUGUUUUUUUUGAUCGGUGAAGGGGCUUAGAUUUAAAUCCUGUUGGGUGACUACCACUUCGAUGAAAUUUUCCAAUUAAACACAAAAUAAUGUAAAUUAAACAUUUUACAACAAAAUCUGUUUAUUCGACAGUAUGAUGUCUUUUAGAAGAGUGCGUUGAGGUGAAGUCUAGUCCGACCCCGUUUCUCUCAGCCGACGAACGUUCAGCUGACAUGGACGAAACGAAUUUAAAAAAAAAAACAAAAAACGGUGAUGUAGAAAUGUAUUAGACAGAUGUUCUGAUGUAGUGUGUGUCAGUCUAGUUGUGAUGCAGUAAUUUCUCCUCUAUAGUGCCUUUUACUGUCGCAGCCUGGCUUGGCCAAUCUACAGACACACAGGGAAGAGAGCUGGAAGAGAAACGAAUAAAAGUAAAAAAAGAUGUCAGACGAAUUUGUCAAAAUGUAUGAGAGCAAAAAAUUAAGGAAUAUAUUGAAUUCAUAACUGUUGGUAAGCCUCACCUUGAACCGCUCGACAUGUGAGUACUGUACAUUAUUGUACAUAAUUGUAACAGCUGCUGUAUAUCAUGUCCACAUUUGCUGUUGCUGUUUUAUUUCCGGUAACUUUUUUAAGCCAAUAUAUCAUUCCUGACUCUCCUCGUCGUGUGUCUCUUCAGCUGAGCAAGCCAGUUGCUGUCACAGUGUUUUUGUACCAUUCAUAUUUCCAGUCACCUGUGAUUUUUUAUAUGAAUUUUACAUUUAGCGGUGGUGCCUCAGAGCUGACAUUGAUAGUCCUUUUUGUCGACUUGUUUGCUGUGGUAUUUUGUGAUUAUGGUUGUGAAAUGCCUUCAGAAUCCGCGCUACAGCAUUCAAAACAACAACAACAACAACAAAAAAAAAAGCCCAACAGUUUUCUCUUUUUUGCCGCUGUAGCACAAAAAAUAUUAACUUCUGAAUGUCUUUUUUGUUGCCUUGCAGUUUUUGUACUUGCUCUGCUCCCUUUAAACUUUGAAAUAGGGUUAUAGAGGUUGCAUAGUGCUGCAGUUCAUCUAAACUGUGUUACUUGUAAAGCACCAUAUAGCUGCAAUACAGGACAGAGACUGUUGCGAACAGCCUAGCCUCAAGAUGAGAAAUAUUAAUAAUCUGUGAUGUCACAUGUCAUAUUGAUUAAUCCUACUGUAUAAACUGUGGGCUGGACGCCGGGUCAAAGCUCUGUUUAAAAUGCCUUCUUAUCCUGUAACCUGUGAUGGACUGAGUUUCUGAACAACAAGUACAGAGGACUGAAACUGCCAAAAUCAAAAGCAAAUACAUGGCUCAGCAAGUGUAAUGCCAUAAAUGUGCAAAAAACACGAUAAAUGAAAUAAAUGUAGGCAUUGAUUAAUUUAAAUUCCAAUUCUGUUGUUUUAAUUUGCUUCUGUAUUUGUUUACCUCCACAUCAAUUCACCUAUUUAUAUACGUUCUCAUUUAACAUUCCAUUUUAUUUAAUAAUUUAUGCACAGUGAAGCAAAAAUUCAUAGAAAUGUAAAACGAAAAUAGAGAAAAAUAUAAAUGAAUCCAUUUAAAAAUGAAUAUAUUAAUAAAUCAAAUGAAAAACAAAUACAAAAUAACAAAAUACAAAAUACAAAUACAAAAGUAAACAAAUUCAAUCAAUAUCAAUUUUUGUCACAUCUGAUAAAUUAAUUAUUACCUACAUUAUGUUUUCUGGUGCCAUUUAAUGGCAUCUUAAUUCGUUUAUCGAGCCAUUUAAUUAUUUUUGAUUUUGUUUUGGUCCUCCAUAAACAAAUGAAAGUCUGUCUGGAAUCGCUUUAUUGCGUAGCUACAAUUGCCUGGAAUGAUGAUGCACAAAACACCCGUCAAAUAACAGUACAAGCUUUGCGAUACAGCCACGGAUGCCUUCAAAACGGAGAAUCCUCCUUUCGAUGCAGUACCCGCCCGCUUCGUGCACUUAAAUAAGUCCAAAGGGAAAUCGAAUAAAGCGCUCAGCUGUCCUGCUGUGCAUAUUCACAAACCUCCCUGGGGACUGAUUUAAUGUUAAGGAGACCGAAACAACAACAAAACAAAAAUGGAACGGGGCCUGCUGCCUGUUUUGAGCGUUAUGUUCCACUCUACUUUUAGGUUGAGCCAGUCAGAUUCCUUGUGAACACAAACGAUCGGAGCUUCAGCAUCCAAACCAGAAUGUAAAAAAAACGAGGAAAUCGUAGACUCAUUGGGUCCUGAAGUGCACUUGCCAGACAAUGCUAGUGGGCAUCAAUCAUUGAGCUGACCAGUCCUGCCUUAAAUGUCACCUCUUGAAUAUUCCAGAGAGGAAAACAAAGAACAAAUCAUCAGACAGACAGAUUGACACAAGCGGAGAUGUUUUGCAGGUGAUUUUAAUAACACAAUCUCUAUGGGAGAAGCACUUUCCUAUCCUGUAUACAUCUUGAUUCAUUACACCAUAUUUAGGCAAUUCAUUUAUUUUAAAUUUCAACUAGUGACUGUUAGCUUUUAUUUAAAUAUUCUGUGUUUUUUUUGUAUAGGAACUGUCUUCUUCAGUUUUUUUGUCAUCUGGCACUUGUGUUGUUCUUCUGGAAUUGUGUAAAUAAUGUUUGAGGAGUCAAUUAAACAGUUUUCGUGGGACA